AUGGAGGCGCGCUCGUGAUCGUCGUUCGGCGCGGAGCGCGCGCCCGGGCUUAUAUAACGAGGGCAGCGGCUGCGGCGGCAUGGCCGCGCGCGUGUCCGUCGAGGGCGCCGGGCCCUCGUACGCAUCCGUGCUAAACUUUCGGGGAGCCGAAAGUAAUAAGGAGAACAUUGAGGCGCCUCCGCCGGGGGAGGUGCCGGAGGUGGUGGUGCGGCAGGUGGAAGUUGAGGAGGAGGAGGGCUUCGUGCCCGUGAUAGCGCACGGGCGGAGGCCGGGCAAGCCGCGGCGCGAGCGGGAGCGCCGAGCGCCGCCGCGGCCGCACAAGGCAGGGCCUCAGCCGCCCACAGACCCCCAGGCGCCGCCGAACCCUGACCAACCGCAGCAAGAAGAUGAUGAUCAGCCUAAGAAAUUUGUUGAAGCACCCAUCCCAAAGGUCAACCCCUGGCAGGUGCGAGGGGGCAGCACCGGAGCCCCGCCGCCGGCGCCUCCGGCGUUAGAAGAGAAGAGGUCACCGCUGCAGCCCCAGCAGCAGGGAAGGGCGCAGCCCCCGCCGCAACCGGCGCCUGUUGUUCAACCACCGCCGCCCAAGCCCGCCAUCGUGAAAGCGCCCAAGAUACCGAAGGUCAACCAAAAGGCAUCAGACUUCACGGACAUCGGCGACUGGCCGACGCUAGGCGCUGCGGUGGCCGGCGCGGCGCGGUGCCACUCGACCCCCCCGCCGUCUGACGCCGAGACGUCGCACCACAACGGCAACGCGGACCAGGAACGCAAGCCGUUAGAAGAGCACCAACCGAAGGUUGAGAAGGUGGAGCCCACGCAGAACCACCAGCAGCACAACGACAAGCACCACGACAAGCACAACGACAAGUCUAAGGCCGCAGCAGGUGGAAAAGGUCCCCAUAAGUCCGGCAAGCAUAAAUGGGUGCCGCUCGAUAUCGACGUCAAGGCGGCGCGACCGGGCAAGCAUGGCCCGCCACACGCCGUAAGACCUGAUAAUGACACGGUGUCCCUGAACGGCGAGGAGCGGCGCGGCUCGCUCCGCGCCCGGGGCGCCGGGGGCGCGGGGGCGCGGGGCGUGGCUCGCGGGGCGCGGCGCGCGCCGCCCCGCCCCGCCUCCGCCCUGCCCGCGCCCGUGCACGUCUUCCACCACGACUACCACCAUGACCUGCAGCAGCUCCGCGUGGCUCAGCCAGCAGUCGCACAGGGCCUGGUGCUGCACUACGGAGGGAUAGGGCUCCCGCCGCCGCCGCUAGCGGCCCCGCUGGCGCAGGCCUUCUACUACGGCGCUGCGCACGCCACCAGCGCGCCCUACGGCCUAGGGCUCGACCAGGCAACGUUGAAGGACCUCAUUAAGAAGCAGAUCGAAUACUACUUCAGCCCCGACAACUUGGCGCGCGAUUUCUUCCUCCGCCGCAAGAUGGCCGCCGAUGGCACCAUCCCCGUCACGCUCAUCGCGUCCUUCCACCGCGUGCGCGCGUUGACACCCGACGUGGCGCUCGUGCUAGACGCCAUACGCGACUCCGACAAGCUGCAGCUCGUGAACGGGUUCAAGAUGGCGCCACCGUGCCGUCACACCGCCUCCUCCCGCCGCGUGCGCGCGUUGACACCCGACGUGGCGCUCGUGCUAGACGCCAUACGCGACUCCGACAAGCUGCAGCUCGUGAACGGGUUCAAGGUAACACGAGAUGGCGCCACCGUGCCGUCACACCGCCUCCUCCCGCCGCGUGCGGGCGUUGACACCCGACGUGGCGCUCGUGCUAGACGCGAUACGCGACUCCGACAAGCUGCAGCUAGUCAACGGGUUCAAGGUAACACGAGAUGGCGCCACCGUCCCCGUCACACCGCCUCCCGCCGCGUGCGGGCGUUGACACCCGACGUGGCGCUGGUGCUAGACGCCAUCCGCGACUCCGACAAGCUGCAGCUCGUGAACGGGUUCAAGAUGGCGCCACCGUCCCCGUCACACCGCCUCCCGCCGCGUGCGGGCGUUGACACCCGACGUGGCGCUGGUGCUAGACGCCAUACGCGACUCCGACAAGCUGCAGCUAGUCAACGGGUUCAAGGUAACACGAGAUGGCGCCACCGUCCCCGUCACACCGCUUCCCGCCGCGUGCGGGCGUUGACACCCGACGUGGCGCUCGUGCUGGACGCCAUCCGCGACUCCGACAAGCUGCAGCUCGUGAACGGGUUCAAGGUAACACGAGAUGGCGCCACCGUGCCGUCACACCGCCUCCCGCCGCGUGCGGGCGUUGACACCCGACGUGGCGCUCGUGCUAGACGCCAUACGCGACUCCGACAAGCUGCAGCUCGUGAACGGGUUCAAGGUAACACGAGAUGGCGCCACCGUGUCCGUCACACCGCCUCCCACCGCGUGCGGGCGUUGACACCCGACGUGGCGCUCGUGCUUGACGCCAUCCGCGACUCCGACAAGCUGCAGCUCGUGAACGGGUUCAAGAUGGCGCCACCGUGCCGUCACACCGCCUCCCGCCGCGUGCGGGCGUUGACACCCGACGUGGCGCUCGUGCUAGACGCCAUACGCGACUCCGACAAGCUGCAGCUCGUGAACGGGUUCAAGGUAACACGAGAUGGCGCCACCGUCCCCGUCACACCGCCUCCCGCCGCGUGCGGGCGUAACACGAGAUGGCGCCACCGUCCCCGUCACACCGCCUCCCGCCGCGUGCGGGCGUUGACACCCGACGUGGCGCUCGUGCUGGACGCCAUCCGCGACUCCGACAAGCUGCAGCUCGUGAACGGGUUCAAGAUGGCGCCACCGUGCCGUCACACCGCCUCCCGCCGCGUGCGGGCGUUGACACCCGACGUGGCGCUCGUGCUAGACGCCAUACGCGACUCCGACAAGCUGCAGCUCGUGAACGGGUUCAAGGUAACACGAGAUGGCGCCACCGUGUCCGUCACACCGCCUCCCACCGCGUGCGGGCGUAACACGAGAUGGCGCCACCGUCCCCGUCACACCGCCUCCCACCGCGUGCGGGCGUUGACACCCGACGUGGCGCUCGUGCUGGACGCCAUACGCGACUCCGACAAGCUGCAGCUCGUGAACGGGUUCAAGGUCCGAACAGCGUUCGAGCCGACAAAAUGGCCGCUGCUUGACAUAAUGAUGAACGAAGACACACCGACCGACAAGAAAUCAGACGACAAACAGAAAGAGGAGAAGGAGCCCAAGGAAGCACAGAAGAGCGUAGAAGAGAAGGACGCACAGAAGGCGCCCAGUAUAGGCGGGCAGGCGGAAAUGGUUGAGACUAAAAAACCGGAACCAGCGCCCGAGACCAAACCAGAGCCCUCUCCAGAAACUGAGAAGGCCGCUGAGGGUACGAAAGAGACGGACGCUAAGCAGAGCGAGACGAAGGAUAAGGACGACAAGCGGGACAACGAAGACCCGCCGCUGCAGCAAGAGGGAGAAGAGAAACCGGGCGAGAAACGUCGCAAGAAGCAGAUGGUGGGGAUCUUCCCGCUGGCCACGAUGGGCGGCCCGCUCGUGGCGCCCGUGUCCAGCCUGCUGCGGGCCGUGCCGCCACCGCCCCUGCCCAGGAUGUUCCGGACGCGCGGCGCGGGCUCCCCGCCGGCGCACGACCCGCUCAACCCCGACGUGGCAGAGUUCGUGCCGCAGCGCAAGACAGAAGAACCUAGCGAGAAGCCGGAAGGCGGGUCGAGACAGACCUCCGGAGCAGGCAGCCCCAGCUCCGAGAGAAGCGGACCGGACGUGUGGACCGAGGUACGUGUAAUGUUUGAUGUAACUAAUACUUCGUUCUCGGUGAAGCGGAGGUCGAAGGCCGCCAGCCGCGAGCGGAGCGCCCCCGCGCCCGCGCCGGAGGCGCCGCAGCGCGAGGAGCUGCACUUCCAGCUCGACGAGGAACUCGACCUGCCGCCGCCCAGGCACAACACCUUCACCGACGGUGACGCCUGGUCGGAUUCGGAAUCGGACUUCGAGCUGUCCGACCGCGACGUGGGUCGGCUGCUGAUUGUGACGCAGACGGGCGGCCGCGCGGUCAAACACGACGGGCACGACCGCCAGGGUGACUGGAACACCCGCACCAAGAUCUCGCAAGAUCUCGAACAGGUCAUAACUGACGGACUGAGGCGUUACGAGGAGGAUUUGUGGAACGACACGGAUUAUACUUCGUCCCACGGCAGCCUGGGCUCGCACUACCGCACGGUCUCGCUCAUCACCCGCGAGCAGUUCGAGGCCACGCAGCCCCACGAGCGGCACUUCAACCCCGAGCAGCCGCCGCCGCCGCCGCCGCGGCCGCAGAUGGUCGAGCAACAGGAGCAAGGCAGCAAAGCGAAGAGGCCGCGCCGCACGGCCCGCUUCUACGCCGCUAACAAGGACCCACACGCCACUGAUGUUAUCACUAGCCGCAAGCACAAGACCAGGCACAGCCUCAACCCGCCCGUGGAGCACCACGUGGGCUGGAUCAUGGACAUCCGCGAGCACCGCGCCAGGACGCACAGCACCGGAUCGUCAUUGGGAACGUCACCGACGCUGGGGUCCUCUUGCGGGUCAGUGCCACAGUCGCUGCCGACGUUCCACCACCCAAGCCACGGCCUGCUCCGCGAGAACCACUUCACUCAGCAGGCCUACCACAAGUACUACUCGCGCUGUCUCAAAGAGCGUAAGAAACUUGGCAUCGGGCAGUCGCAGGAAAUGAACACGCUGUUCCGGUUCUGGUCGUUCUUCCUCAGAGACCACUUCAACAGGACCAUGUACAACGAGUUCAGGACGCUAGCGAACGAGGACGCGGCAGCCGGCUUCCGGUACGGACUGGAGUGCCUCUUCCGGUUCUACUCGUACGGCCUGGAGCGCAAGUUCCGCCCCGAGCUCUACCAGCACUUUCAGCACGAGACAGCCACGGACUACGAGCGAGGUCAGCUGUACGGCCUGGAGAAGUUCUGGGCGUUCCUGAAGUACUACAAGCAUGCCGGAGCCCUACAGGUGGAGCCCAAGCUGCAAGGCUACCUCGCCAAGUUCAAGAGCAUCGAGGACUUCCGAGUGCUGGAGCCGCAGCUGAACGAGCUGCUAGCGGCCCAAGGGCCCGCAGCCCCGGGCCGCGGGCCGCACGCGCGCCCUUACGACCGCCACCGCUCCGUGUCCGAGAGCGAGCGCAACCACGCCAGCAGACCCUUCAGCCGUCCAGCACCGGCCAACAACAGCAACAGCAACAACAAUCGCGGCCGCGCCGGCUCCUGCGGCUCCCAGAGCGUUGUCGCCAACGCGCGCCCGAGACGUGACAACAACAACCGCGGCCGCGCCGGCUCCUGCGGCUCCAAGAGCGUCGUCGCCAACGCGCGCCCGAGACGUGAGUACACACACACAUACACACACGCACACACACACACACACAACAACAGCAACAACAACCGCGGCCGCGCCGGCUCCUGCGGCUCCCAGAGCGUCGUCGCCAACGCGCGCCCGAGACGUGAGUACACACACACACUUACACGCACACACACACACAACAACAGCAACAACAACCGCGGCCGCGCCGGCUCCUGCGGCUCCCAGAGCGUCGUCGCCAACGCGCGCCCGAGACGUGACAACAACAACCGCGGCCGCGCCGGCUCCUGCGGCUCCCAGAGCGUCGUCGCCAACGCGCGCCCGAGACGUGAGUACACAUACACACACGCACACACACACACACACACACACAACAGCAACAACAACCGCGGCCGCGCCGGCUCCUGCGGCUCCCAGAGCGUCGUCGCCAACGCGCGCCCGAGACCCCCGCCAAAAAUCAAGCCAGACUCCGCGGCCGCUCCCGCCCCGCAGUGA
Molecule: messenger RNA, 5779 nt
Organism: Cydia amplana
Lineage: Eukaryota; Metazoa; Arthropoda; Insecta; Lepidoptera; Tortricidae
Gene: larp
Product: la-related protein 1
Exons: 36
Coding region: 80-5779 (1899 amino acids)
Biological process (GO): mRNA stabilization; positive regulation of translation
Cellular component (GO): cytoplasmic stress granule; cytosol
Molecular function (GO): RNA cap binding
Source: RefSeq, a predicted model, not a curated record